Sorex fumeus (smoky shrew) is the source of this 1035-nucleotide messenger RNA. Its product is annotated as UDP-N-acetylglucosamine transferase subunit ALG13 homolog. The transcript is spliced from 4 exons. The record is from RefSeq and is a predicted model, not a curated record. The coding region runs from base 338 to 523 and encodes 61 amino acids. Gene Ontology annotation, molecular function: hexosyltransferase activity. NCBI's taxonomy places the organism in Eukaryota, Metazoa, Chordata, Mammalia, Eulipotyphla, Soricidae. Gene Ontology annotation, biological process: dolichol-linked oligosaccharide biosynthetic process.
UCGCGGGCUGUGGGCUGAGGUGUGGUGGCGCUGCUGAUUUGCUCCGAGGUGGCGCGGCUUUCAGGGCUCUGGGCGUGUCUUGCAGCUUCUCGCUCGCCGGAGAAGAAUCUUCAAGAGCCUUGGCUACAAUCGACUUGUCUUGCAGAUAGGCAGAGGAAAGGUGGUACCUGAAGCAUUCCGGACUGGGUCGUUUACUCUGGACGUUUACAGGUACAAGGAUUCUCUGAAAGAAGACCUUCAGGAAGCGGAUCUAGUUAUUAGUCACGCAGGUGCAGGAAGCUGUUUGGAGACUUUGGAAAAUAGAAAACCACUUGUGGUCGUUAUAAAUGAAAAGCUAAUGAACAAUCAUCAGCUAGAAUUGGCAAAGCAGCUGUACAAAGACGGACAUCUCUUUUACUGUACCUGCAGCACGCUUCCUGGACUGUUACAGUCAAUGGACUUAUCAACACUGAAAUGUUUUCCUCCUGGCCAGCCAGAAAAAUUUUCUGCAUUUUUGGAUAAAGUUGUUGGAUUAAAAAAAUAAACAGUAAAUUCUCAUCAUUUUAAAAACACACUUGAAAUGUAGUCCAUUUGGAAUGUUUUAAAUCAAAUUGAACGUAACAUAUGAUUGAAGAAUAAUACGAAUUAGUAAAGUUUUUUAGUCUGUAGGGUGUAUCUAAAAUUAGGUGGCAUGAAUAUUGAUACUGAAUGCAAAUCUUAACUGCAACUUAGUAAAUUUAUUAGACUUAAAAAUUCUCAUGUUAAUAAUGUGGGAUGUCCAUUAUAGGUUUUUUCCCCUAGAAUCCCAAAUGGAAUCAUGGAGAAGCCCAAUUAAUUUGGAAAACUUUGACAUCAGCCCCAGUUUUAGGUAGUUUGAUCCUUAAGUAAGCUAUAACAAAUUUGUAAAAAUUAUUUGAAUCAGAUUGUUUGCUUCAUAAUCCAAAUUUUAGAGAAAGACCAGAACAUUAAUGUGUGUUCUGUAUAGUAAAGUUUAAUAAUUUCUAUAAAAAUUAAAAAGUUUAACCAUCAAAUCACUUGAUCUAUUGUACCUAAAGA